AAACAAAGAGAGAGACAGAGAGAAUAGGCCAAGAACGUGAGAAAGCUCUCUCUCUCUCUCAUCUCUGAGGUGACAAUUGUGCAUGUUAGAUUCAUCGAUCAUCUACAAGGUGGCAGAUCGUUGGAAUCUGAGAGUUUAGUAGAUCUUCUCUCAUAAUUCAGAUAGUUUCAAGCUCGAAUUAUAUCCACAUAGUCAUCUUGAAUCUGCAGCUAUAAGUGGCAGAUCUAAAAGAGUAGCUAUUGAAUUUCGACCACCACAUAGUCUAACACUAUAAGUUAAAAAGCUGUGGUUGAUGGAGCUUCCACAUUCUCGUGUCUUUGAAGCACAAGGGAGAAAAAAACCAACGCAAGAUUUUUUAUCAGCCUGCAGUAAUUCAAACGUCCAUCCAGAUCCGAUGCCUUCAUCUCAAGGUGCGUAUCCGAAAAUUCAUGAUUUUCUACAACCAUUAGAACGUGUUGGAACAAGAGCUUGUGCCAAGGACGAAAAUACUAGAGGCAGUGUCCACACUACGGCCGCAACAUUGGAGCAGAAGUCACCGUACGUUCAAAACCAGCACGUGCUUCCCGGUGGCAUAGGGACUUACACGAUCAGUCAUAUGCCUUACAUGUAUUAUAAUCAUCAUCAGAAAGUUCCUAAACCAGAGGCCUCUCCGAUGUUCAAGGUGUCCCAAGCUAGCUGUAACGAGAGACAUGCAGUGGAGGAUACCUCGGUUUCUGCAAAGAAUGGAUUCACUUUGUGGAAUGAAUCGGUAGAUAAGAAAGAGCAUACAAGGAAGAGGCAGAGGCAGAGUUUCAUGGACAUGAUAAAGUCUGCCAAAGGAAGUUCGCAGGAGGAGGAUUUGGAUGAUGAAGAUGAAGAGUUCGUUACAAGUAAAGGGAACAACACAUCCACUAGCCAGUGCCAGAGAGUGGAUUUGAGAGUCAAAGUAGAUAGGAAAGGUCAUGGUAACGAACAAAAGCCGAACACUCCUAGGUCAAAACAUUCUGCAACAGAGCAACGGAGGAGGAGCAAGAUCAAUGAUAGAUUUCAAACGUUGAGACAAUUGAUCCCUAACAGCGACCAAAAGCGGGACAAGGCAUCAUUUUUACUAGAGGUUAUUGAGUACAUUCACAUCUUACAAGAGAAAGUAGACAAACACGAGCCACCUGAAGGAACUGUUCCAGUCCUCGCAGAAGCCCAAGCCGUCACCAUGGAUCAUCAACAGUGUCUGAACAGAACAAUGGAUACAACUUCUUUUCCUGUGUUAGGUCUAAGGAAUAGUUUUUUCUCUCCAGAAUUGUCACAGCUUUGUCCAGUGUCAUCAUCUGAUGCUGCUGCAAUGGAGUGUGAAAAUUUGAGAGAAGAGGAGGUAGAGGAUCUUUCUAUUCAUAAGGGUACAAUCAGUAUAUCAAGUGUUUACUCCCAAGGGCUAUUAAAAACAUUAUCAGAAACACUCCAAGCAUCAGGAGUGGACUUGUCCAGAUCAAGGAUCUCUGUACAAAUCAAACUCUCUAAACAACCUCAAGAGGAUGAAGAAGUUCAUCGAAAGGUUCGACCUCGGUCGCCUAGUGCAGAUGAAAACCACAAUGAUGACGAAAACAGUAACAUCAAGCAGACACGGAAACAUAAGAAACUCAAAAAAGACCCCAGCAUCAGAAACAUAUAAUGGAGAAACAGAGUAACACUAGGACCAAUUCUAUAUUUCUAUUUUAUCCAUUUGUUACAUUGGCUUGGAGAUGGAUCACACAAAAGGGUUAUAUUUGGUUAUCAUAUUAUACAUACUGUAUAUUCUUUUGUACAUUUUUAUAUACUAUCGUCUAUCUUUUUUUUCUUUCUAAAACAUACUUGAUAUAUACAUGAUAAGCG
Molecule: messenger RNA, 1845 nt
Organism: Eruca vesicaria subsp. sativa (arugula)
Lineage: Eukaryota; Viridiplantae; Streptophyta; Magnoliopsida; Brassicales; Brassicaceae
Source: the annotation of a GenBank genome assembly